UCCUUUUCUCACUAAGAGAGGUACCGUAGCUAUAUACAGGAACACACUCAGAAGACCACCGUUAUGACCACACGAUGGACAUCUGGAAAGAAGUGACCCUUCUCCUGCUUUUAUUGGAAACGGUGAAGGCUGCUUUGAGCACUGUGAUUCUAAAUCAGCCACCAAGAGAAGAAAACGUUGUUCUUGGCUCUGAUCUCACCCUCAAUUGCAGUUUUCAGAACCUGCAGCGUAUCAGCGUAAACUGGAUUUUUCACCAAAAUAACAAAUUAAGCUGCAAUGACAUGACCUCUGCAAAGAAACUGAAUGACAACAGUAUAACAACAAAGGACACUUGGUCAGCAUUAAACCUUAAACAGGUCACAUACAAUGACAGUGGAUGGUACUAUUGCAAAAUUAGUGUAGAGAUUCCCAUCUUGAAACAAAACUGCAGCAAUGGAACUAAAGUCACAGUUACAGCCAAGAGGAAAGAUCCCACUUAUUCCCCAGACUGGAAGGUGUGGGUAGCAGUGGGAGUAUUGGGUGCCAUACUGAUCAUUCUAGUGGUCACAUUCUGGAUGUUAUUCGAACGAAAGAGACGCAUGAGAAGAGAGAAUCCGAUCUAUACGAAUAUGCCUCCACCUGCAAAAAAACAGCCCUCCCCACGUCCAGGAAAACAGAUGGACAACCAGAAGAUUUCUGCUCUUGAAGAACUCAGCACAGCCUUUGACAACAAACUCAUCAGGAAUCCAAAUCCACCUCGCGUUCAUAACUGUAGACAGCUUAGAAUUCCAACUCCAUCCCAGGCCAAUGGCAGCAAAUGGAGUCCAAAAACUUAAGACAAUUUAUAAUUCCAAAAUGUCCUCUCUUAGGAAUUCUGAUUAUUCUCAGCAAGUAAUUUAAUCUAUUGUGAGUUAACUUGACUCUGUUCUGGAAUGUCUUACAUUGUUAGGAACAGGUGAUUUGUUCAGGUAUUGAAUAUGCUGGAUGCUAUGACAAAGCAAAGACAGUAUUUAUAAAGAACUUUCUUCACCAGAGAGUCUGGUGCAGACUCACGUUAACAACCUGCUCUCUCAGUGAGGGUAUUCCGGUGAAAUUCUCUUCGAUCCCUCAUUCUGCAAGUUAAUGGAGUGAACAGCGUCAAAUAUUGCUUUGUCUAAAAUGUUAUGUUGACUUGUAACCUCAUUGAAAUCACCAAGAGACUGAGUUAAGAUUUCAAUGUUCCCAGCAACAGGAGCUCAUAUUUGAAAAAACAUUUUGGGGGGCUGCGCUUCCUUAUUUUUCCAGCAGAUGGCAUGCCGUAGUAGCCUACUCAAUUUAGAAAAUGUUGUGUAAAGGCUAAUUUUGCAAUAAUUAAAAUAAGGGCUUUUUUCAGAAAUAGAUUUUAAAUGUCUAACCAUGCAGAAGAAUGAAAGCUAUUAAAAAAAAAAGCUAAUGUGCAAUAAUUCCUAAUUCAAUUCCAUAUGUCCAUAUUUUCUUAAUGUGUUUACAUAAUGCUGAACUAAUAAAAUAUGUA
This is a messenger RNA of Esox lucius (northern pike), 1492 nucleotides long. RefSeq lists its product as uncharacterized. The coding region runs from base 75 to 815 and encodes 246 amino acids. The record is from RefSeq and is a predicted model, not a curated record. Lineage: Eukaryota; Metazoa; Chordata; Actinopteri; Esociformes; Esocidae. The transcript is spliced from 5 exons.